UAUUGGGUAAUACAGUCCGCAAACAUGGCUGCUCCCGCAGGACCGAAAGGGACGUCAGCCUCCAACCUGCCCGGGUUUGAAGGUUUCCCGUUUCCCGUAGCCGCUAAACCACCGGAGGACAGCUCCGGUAAGGAGCCGGCGGAGCAGACCGGGGGUGUGAAGAAGAAGCCGUGCAGAGCUUGCACGGACUUUAAAUCCUGGAUGAAGACCCAGAAGAAACCGACAACUGCUGUACAGGAGACCCGAGCUGCAGAGUCGGAGCCACAAGACCCACAAUGUCCAUUGGACAGGGAGGAGUUGGGGCGUAACACCUGGUCCUUCCUGCACACCAUGGCGGCAUAUUAUCCCGAGAGUCCAUCUUCCACCCAGCAGCAAGAGAUGGGGCAGUUUGUGAACCUUUUCUCCAAGUUCUUCCCGUGCGAUGAAUGUGCAGAAGACCUCAGGGGCAGAUUGAAAACCAAUCAGCCGGACACCAGGAGUCGCCACACUCUCUCUCAGUGGCUCUGUCAUAUCCACAAUGACGUUAACGUCCGUCUGGGCAAGGCAGAGUUCGACUGCUCCCGCGUCGAUGAGCGGUGGAAAGAUGGAUGGAAAGAUGGUUCCUGUGACUGAUGGACGAGAGGUGUGAGGACUGUGAGGCCUCAGUGGAACUCACAACUCUGUUGUGGAGAAACUUAACGUGAGGAGAGACGAUGUUGUGCACUUCACAUUCUUGUUUUGAGGUCAGUUAAUAAAACUGAUCCGGUAACAAAAUGGAAGAUACAAAACAAAUACUUAUCUCUCUCGGGUGAGAACCAAUACUGAACCUCUUGUUAAUACUGGUUGUGGGGCGUUUGCGAUAUAAUUGUUUCUUGAAAUUUUACAUUCAAUCUUGUGUUUGUUGACCAACGUAGUCCCGACGUGUCUCUUAAAACAGAACGUUAAAUCGGACCAUUACAAUGUUUUCUAGUCUGUACUGAAGUCAGAAGACUCUAAAUAUCACGUCCUUAAAUGUGAGAAUAAUUAGAAAAUGUUGAUAUUGUCAGUGAUUAGAGGCAUCUCCAAUUAAUUCAUUUUUAAUGUCAUAUGUCAUAUACACAUACAUGUCAUAUUUACAGUAUGUAGUAUAUGCCAUGUACACAUAUAUAUGUAUGU
This is a messenger RNA of Cyclopterus lumpus (lumpfish), 1134 nucleotides long. It is a transcript of the gene gfer, whose product is annotated as growth factor, augmenter of liver regeneration (ERV1 homolog, S. cerevisiae). The coding region runs from base 25 to 612 and encodes 195 amino acids. Lineage: Eukaryota; Metazoa; Chordata; Actinopteri; Perciformes; Cyclopteridae. Gene Ontology annotation, biological process: liver development. The transcript is spliced from 3 exons. The record is from RefSeq and is a predicted model, not a curated record. Gene Ontology annotation, molecular function: flavin adenine dinucleotide binding; flavin-dependent sulfhydryl oxidase activity. Gene Ontology annotation, cellular component: mitochondrion.